AUGAAAGGAAUGCUUUUUCAGCUGAUUCCUGCAGUAUCGCUUGGAUAUAUGAGAGAAGGAUUGGCUAGUGGAGGUAUAGGCCUUUACAUAUUUGCGAUGCAGUUUCUUAUCAUCAUUCUCUCGUGUGCGGCAUUCCUCAUCAUCAUAAUAGUCAACACGUCUUCAUUUCAUAGACGACACUGUUCCGAAAUGCGCUUAACCCGAAGAUAUCAAAUCGACGAGAACAUUCGCACGGGAAAAUACGUGAUACCUGUGGCCCUGAACGAACUAUUCGUGAAGGUGGUGGAACUUUAG
Molecule: messenger RNA, 294 nt
Organism: Cooperia oncophora
Lineage: Eukaryota; Metazoa; Nematoda; Chromadorea; Rhabditida; Trichostrongylidae
Source: the annotation of a GenBank genome assembly